This is a messenger RNA of Penicillium antarcticum, 480 nucleotides long. RefSeq names its product CIA30 family protein. NCBI's taxonomy places the organism in Eukaryota, Fungi, Ascomycota, Eurotiomycetes, Eurotiales, Aspergillaceae. The transcript has a single exon. The record is from RefSeq and is a predicted model, not a curated record. The coding region runs from base 1 to 480 and encodes 159 amino acids. Gene Ontology annotation, biological process: NADH dehydrogenase complex assembly.
AUGAAUACCAACCCCCUUUUCGGUCCGAGCUGGGAUCUCAAUAGGUGGACCGACUCUGACGAUCGCGUACGUGGCGGAUCAUCGGUGUCAGAACUCGUCCCUUCCACAGACGGGGUUUUCUUCCGCGGCAACCUCGACAUUGAAACCCUCGGCGGUGCUGGAUUUGCCUCUCAACGGACAGUUGGACAAGACGAAAUUUGGGAUCUCGCCGGAAACGAUGGCAUUGAACUUGAUGUUGUUCCCUUGGACGGGAAACGCUACACCUUCUCCUUGACAGACGAAAUCCCAGAGCGAAGACGAGAUGGUCGUGAACAAAGUGCCCUGGUUUGGGAAUAUGAUUUCUGCGCCAGCGAUGCUGGGACAACUGUGCGCAUACACUGGAAGGAUCUGAGAGCAACAUACCGAGGGAGGCAGGUAGAAAAUGCGAGACCUUUGGACCUCUCACGCAUCAGAAGAUUCCGGAUCAUGGCCAGAAGGUAA